AUGCAAUGGGCUGGAAAGCAGUUCGGCCAAUUCAAGCGCCUCUUCCAAUCCAAGCCGCCAGGGCCAGAAGAAGUGCAGAUUCCUGCUGCACAGGUGCAGGUGAAGCAUGGAUAUUUCUGGUUGAAACUCUUUCUGAAGGUGGCCAACGAUGCUCGCUCAAAGGAAAGGCUCCGAUUAGAGGCCGUGGAGCUUCAACGUCAACUCGAUGCCUUGGUCUCCGGCUUCGAAGCGGUGAACGGCGCCUGGGUCCAGCGCUUCAUCGAUCUUCAUCAGCAGCACAUGGAGAUCGGUUGUCGUUUGGAAGAUGGUACCGUGAACAUCAACGCAGAAGUGAAACGCUUGCAGCGCGUCCUGGCACAUCCCAAAGUCCUAGCGGCCUUGGAUACGCGGGAUGGAUUCUACAAGGGCAAGCGGAACGUGACAGGCGACUUCCGGCCACCCAGUUCCAGUCCGCCCAGUGGAAGUCCACCUGCGGAAGUUUUUCAUGUGGGCUUAGAUGAUGAUAGCGAGGAGGAAGUGAUUGACGCCAACGGGGCGAAGAGAACGGUUCAGCGGGGCUUCCGGGAAGCAGUGCGGAAACCCAAAAGGGACCCCGAUGAACCGGACGACUUGGAACGCUGCUAUGCCUUUGAUGCGGGAGGCCCCAGCGGCUCGCUGCCGAGCGGCUCGACGUUGCCGCCCGGCCGGGAGGUGCACCAGUUGACGUCUGCCAAAGAUGCAGUCAAGGCUGAUGCUCUACUGGGUGUCCAUCAGUUCGAGGAAGCAUCAUCAAGACGGAAAGAGGAGGAGAGGUUGGCCAGAGAAGAGGCGGCCAGAAAGGAGGAGGAAGAGAGGUUGGCAAAGGAAGAAGCUGCCAGAAAGGAAAAGGAAGAGAGGUUGGCGCAAGAAGAAGCUGCCAAAAAGGAAGAGGAGAGGUUGGCCAGAGAAGCAGCUGCCAGAAAGGAGGAGGAAGAGAGGUUGGCGAAAGAAGAAGCUGCUAAAAAGGAGGAGGAAGAGAGGUUGGCCAGAGAAGAGGCCGCCAGAAAGGAGGAGGAAGAGGGGUUGGCGAUGGAAGCAGCAGCCAAAAAGGAGGAGGAAGAGAGGUUGGCGAUGGAAGCAGCAGCCAAAAAGGAGGAGGAAGAGAGGUUGGCCAGAGAAGAGGCCGCCAGAAAGGAAGAAGAAGAGAGGUUGGCGAUGGAAGAAGCAGCCAGAAAGGAGGAGGAAGAGAGGUUGGCGAUGGAAGCAGCAGCCAAAAAGGAGGAGGAAGAGAGGUUGGCCAGAGAAGAGGCAGCCAGAAAGGAGGAAGAGAGGUUGGCGAAGGAAAAGGAGGAAGAAGAGAGGUUGGCGAUGGAAGCAGCAGCCAAAAAGGAGGAGGAAGAGAGGUUGGCCAGAGAAGAGGCCGCCAGAAAGGAGGAAGAGAGGUUGGCAAAGGAAAAGGAGGAGGAAGAGAGGUUGGCGAUGGAAGCAGCUGCCAUAAAGGAGGAGGAAGAGAGGUUGGCCAAAGAAGAGGCCGCCAGAAAGGAGGAGGAAGAGAGGUUGGUCAGAGAAGCAGAAGCCAGACAGGAAGAGGAGGAGAGGUUGGCCAAAGAAGAAGCUGCCAGAAAAGAGGAGGAAGAGAGGUUGGCGAUGGAAGCAGCAGCCAAAAAGGAGGAGGAAGAGAGGUUGGCCAGAGAAGAGGCCGCCAGAAAGGAGGAGGAAGAGAGGUUGGUCAGAGACGCAGCAGCCAGACAGGAAGAGGAGGAGAGGUUGGCCAAAGAAGAAGCUGCCAGAAAGGAGGAGGAAGAGAGGUUGGCGAUGGAAGCAGCCGCCAAAAAGGAGGAGGAAGAGAGGUUGGCGAUGGAAGAAGCCGCCAGAAAGGAGGAGGAAGAGAGGUUGGCCAAAGAAGAAGCUGCCAAAAAGGAGGAGGAAGAGAGGUUGGCGAUGGAAGCAGCAGCCAAAAAGGAGGAGGAAGAGAGGUUGGCGAAAGAAGAAGCAGCCAGAAAGGAGGAGGAGAGGUUGGCAAAGGAAAAGGAGGAGGAAGAGAGGUUGGCGAUGGAAGCAGCUGCCAUAAAGGAGGAGGAAGAGAGGUUGGCCAAAGAAGAGGCCGCCAGAAAGGAGGAGGAAGAGAGGUUGGUCAGAGAGGCAGAAGCCAGACAGGAAGAGGAGGAGAGGUUGGCCAAAGAAGAAGCUGCCAGAAAAGAGGAGGAAGAGAGGUUGGCGAUGGAAGCAGCAGCCAAAAAGGAGGAGGAAGAGAGGUUGGCCAGAGAAGAGGCCGCCAGAAAGGAGGAGGAAGAGAGGUUGGUCAGAGACGCAGCAGCCAGACAGGAAGAGGAGGAGAGGUUGGCCAAAGAAGAAGCUGCCAGAAAGGAGGAGGAAGAGAGGUUGGCGAUGGAAGCAGCCGCCAAAAAGGAGGAGGAAGAGAGGUUGGCGAUGGAAGAAGCCGCCAGAAAGGAGGAGGAAGAGAGGUUGGCCAAAGAAGAAGCUGCUAAAAAGGAGGAGGAGGAGGAGAGGUUGGCCAGAGAAGAGGCCGCCAGAAAGGAGGAGGAAGAGAGGUUGGCAAAGGAAGAGGCUGCCAAAAGGGAAGAGGAAGAGAGGUUGGCCAGAGAAGAGGCCGCCAGAAAGGAGAAGGAAGAGAGGUUGGCAGAGGAAAAGGAGGAGGAAGAGAGGUUGGCCAGAGAAGAGGCGGCCAGAAAGGAGGAGGAAAAGAGGUUGGCAGAGGAAAAGGAGAAGGAAGAGAUGUUGGCGAUGGAAGAAGCAGCCAAAAAGGAGGAGGAAGAGAGGUUGGCCAGAGAAGAGGCCGCCAGAAAGGAGGAGGAAGAGAGGUUGGCGCAAGAAGAAGCAGCCAGAAAGGAAGAGGAGGAGAGGUUGGCGCAAGAAGAAGCUGCCAGAAAGGAAGAGGAGGAGAGGUUGGCGCAAGAAGAAGCUGCCAGAAAGGAGGAGGAAGAGAGGUUGGUGAUGGAGGAGGAAGAGAGGUUGGCGAUGGAACAAGCUGCCAAAAGGGAGGAGGAAGAGAGGUUGGCCAGAGAAGCGGCAGCCAGGCAGGAAGAGGAGGAAAGGUUGGCGCAAGAAGAAGCUGCCAGAAAGGAGGAGGAAGAGAGGUUAGCGAUGGAAGAAGCAGCCAAAAAGGAGGAGGAAGAGAGGUUGGCCAGAGAAGUUGCAGCUAGAAAGGAAGAGGAGGAGAGGUUGGCCAGAGAAGCGGCAGCCAGGCAGGAAGAGGAGGAGAGGUCGGCCAAAGAAGAAGCUGCCAGAAAGGAGGAGGAAGAGAGGUUGGCGAAAGAAGAAGCUGCCAAAAAGCAGGAGGAAGAGAAAGAAGAGGCAGCCAGAAAGGAGGAGGAAGAGAGGUUGGCCAGAGAAGAAGCAGCCAAAAAGGAGGAGGAAGAUAGGUUGGCCAGAGAAGAGGCCGCCAGAAAGGAGGAGGAAGAGAGGUUGGCGAAAGAAGAAGCUGCCAGAAAGGAGGAGGAAGAGAGGUUGGCCAGAGAAGAGGCCGCCAGAAAGGAGGAGGAAGAGAGGUUGGUCAGAGACGCAGCAGCCAGACAGGAAGAGGAGGAGAGGUCGGUGAAUGCCGUGAAGGGAGAAGCUGCCACAAUGGAUAAGGAGGAGAGUUUGUUGUGA
Molecule: messenger RNA, 3570 nt
Organism: Cladocopium goreaui
Lineage: Eukaryota; Dinophyceae; Suessiales; Symbiodiniaceae
Source: the annotation of a GenBank genome assembly